AUGGCUGCCCGUGGUACCCUGUUUUGCCUAGCCCUGGCGGCCAUCUUCGCAUGCGGUGAUGCCAUCCGCUCGCACCAAGGCGAUGCCAUCCGCUCGCAACCAGAUUCCGUGCCGGUGCUGUACCUGUCGGACGCCUGUACGUUUACCGAGCUUGCAGAUCGGAGAGACGGCUGGAAGUGUGGGGACGAAGAGAGCCUGGUGGAUGCACAUGAAGGAGCUCGGAAGCACGCCGACAUGGCCGAUGCUCCUGAAGUUGCCAAAAACGUCGCCGCUGCCAUGAAGGACGCUGCACCGGGUCUCGGGGAGUUCCAAAUUUGCGGCUCCAGCGAAGCCUCUGAUGGUGGUGAGAUCAUAGUCAUUGGCCAGCCUGGGUCGGAUCCCAAGAAGGCCUGCCUGAAGGCGCUGGGCAUCCGCAAGAUGGUUGACGACGACAGCAUCCGUGAACACACUGACCCUUCAGACCCGGAACUCUCCGGCGUGUGGUCCUUUGCAAAGCUGGAGCCCCUAGACGUGAGGGCCAAGUUGAAGACGGGCUUCAAUGGGGCCUAUGAGGGCGAUGAGGGUCCCGGUGACGCAGGCGAGAAGAAGCAGAUCCUGGCUGUGACUGAGAUCAUGAAUUUGAAGCUUGAAAAGCACUUCGUCUUCAACUUCGAAGAGGAAAUUGUCACGGCCCCCAUCAUCUACGGGGGCUACGCCAGCGACGGCUCCAUCGUUGGCGUGCUGUCGUCCCGUGUGUGGACAUAG
Molecule: messenger RNA, 744 nt
Organism: Symbiodinium necroappetens
Lineage: Eukaryota; Dinophyceae; Suessiales; Symbiodiniaceae
Source: the annotation of a GenBank genome assembly